AUGGCGCCCGUCUUCCCUCCCCGAGGCGCCGCUGCGUUCCGCCCCUUCACCCAGGAAUCACUGGCGGAGAUCGAGAGGGUCAAGGAGGAGAGAAAAAAGGCUGGCGAAGUAGCGGGCCAUGAGGACGAAACGAAAGACGCUCCGAACGCUGACCUGGAGGCGGGGAAGAGCCUGCCCAUGAUCUACGGAGACCCUCCAUCAGAGAUGCUCAACACGCCUCUGGAGGACCUGGACCCCUUCUACAAAGGACAGAACACAUUCGUUGUGAUCACCAGAGGAAACACAAUCUUCCGGUUCAACGCGGAGCCGGCUUGCUACGUUCUGAGCCCCUUUAGUUUGCUGAGGAGAGGAAGCAUCAAAGUUCUUAUACAUUCGUUCAUCAUGAUUACGAUUAUGGCGAAUUGUGUCUUCAUGACGAUGAGCAACCCACCAGCAUGGAGUAAAACCGUGGAAUAUGUUUUCACUGGUAUUUACACCGUUGAGGCAACAAUCAAAGUGUUGUCCAGAGGUUUCUGUGUUGGGUCUUUUACAUUCCUUCGAGAUCCAUGGAAUUGGCUGGAUUUCAUGGUGAUCAGCAUGGCAUACGUCACUGAGUUCGUGGACCUUGGCAAUGUGUCGGCCCUCAGGACGUUUCGUGUUCUUCGAGCCCUUAAAACAAUUACUGUGAUUCCUGGUUUGAAAACCAUUGUUGCCGCUCUGAUCCAGUCGGUGAAGAAAAUGGUGGACGUCAUGAUUCUGACGGUGUUUGCUCUGGCGGUGUUCGCCCUCAUCGGCCUUCAGCUCUUCAUGGGAAACCUGAAACACAAAUGUGUGCGAUGGCCGAUCGAAACCUUUAACAGCACGGCAGCAUUCAACGACACGCUGUCGCACAACGACACCACGGGCGUGAAUCAGACGACGUUCUCCAACAGUACCUUUGAUUUUAUGGAAUAUAUCCAAAACUCCGAUAAUCACUAUUUUGUGGAAGGAAGCCUUGAUGCUCUACUUUGUGGGAACAGCUCUGAUGCUGGAUUGUGCCCCGAAGGGUUCACCUGCAUGAAGGCUGGGAGGAACCCCAACUAUGGCUACACCAGCUUUGACUCGUUUGGCUGGGCCUUCCUCGCCCUCUUCAGACUCAUGACCCAGGACUACUGGGAGAACCUUUUCCAGCUGAUCCUGCGGGCGGCUGGUAAGACAUACAUGCUGUUCUUUGUGGUGAUUAUCUUCCUGGGAUCCUUCUAUCUCAUCAACCUCAUCCUGGCCGUGGUGGCCAUGGCUUACGACGAGCAGAAUCAGGCAACCCAGCGAGAGGCCAUAGAGAAGGAAGAGGAGUUCCAGCGGCUACUGGAGCAACUCAGGAAUCAAGACCUGCCUCUGAAUCUUGGGAGUCGAGCCACUUUAACCAGUAAGAAGUCGCUGAGUCAUCGCACGUCGUCUCAGUUGGGGGACGAUGAACUGAGUCUCGAACGUGACGACAUCGUCAAGGACUGCAACGGGAGGGUCAUCCCCCACAUACUCAUCAGAGCGCCCACCAUGGUUAAGCCUGCUGCAGAUUACGAACUCGAGGAAAGGUCACUGAGCUCCGUGCCCAGCAUGCUCCAUCUGGACGGACCCGGCCUGACACAGAGGAGGGCGAGCGCUAUGACCGUGCUCACUGCAGCUGCCAUGGAAGAGUUGGAGGAUGCCCAGAGGCCGUGCCCGCCCGGCUGGUACAAGUUUGCCGACAAGUUCCUGAAGUGGGAAUGCUCCCCGUCCUGGGUGGUCUUUAAAAACUGGAUGCACUUUGUGGUGAUGGACCCUUUCGUGGACUUGACCAUCACCAUCUGCAUCGUGCUCAACACCCUCUUCAUGGCCAUGGAGCACUACCCCAUGUCUCCGGAGUUUGAAUACAUGCUCUUAGUGGGGAAUCUGGUUUUCACCGGGAUCUUUACAGCGGAGAUGGUCUUCAAGCUCGUUGCAAUGGCUCCUUACUAUUACUUCCAAGUUGGCUGGAACAUCUUCGACAGCAUCAUUGUCUCGCUCAGUCUCGUGGAGUUGGGGCUGGCGAAUGUCCAGGGCCUCUCUGUCCUCAGGUCCUUCCGUCUGCUGCGUGUCUUCAAACUGGCCAAAUCCUGGCCAACGCUCAACAUGCUGAUCAAGAUCAUCGGUAACUCGGUGGGCGCUUUAGGAAACCUGACUCUGGUGCUGGCCAUCAUUGUCUUCAUCUUCGCCGUGGUGGGCAUGCAGCUCUUUGGGAAGAACUACAAGGACUGCGUGUGCAAGAUCUCUUUGGAUUGCCAGCUGCCGCGCUGGCACAUGCACGACUUCUUCCACUCGUUCCUCAUCGUGUUCCGCAUCCUGUGCGGGGAGUGGAUCGAGACCAUGUGGGACUGCAUGGAGGUGGCAGGAGCUGGGAUGUGUUUGGUUGUCUUCAUGAUGGUCAUGGUCAUCGGAAAUCUUGUGGUGUUGAACCUCUUCCUGGCCUUGCUCCUCAGCUCGUUCAGCGGGGACAACCUCUCAGCGGGAGACGAGGACGGGGAGAUGAACAACCUCCAGAUCGCCAUCGGCAGGAUCACGCGAGGCAUCGACUGGUUCAAAGCGUUCGUUGUGCGACUCGUUCAGCAGAAUCUCAACAGAAAACCCAGGGGCCCCGAGGAGGCUCCGACGGAUGGCUCGGACCCCAAAAUGGAAGGAAUCGAAAUGAACCACUUAGACACCUGUCAGGAUUUCAAAAUGGCGGACGGGAUAUCUAACUGUCUGGUUGAAGGGCGGCCUUCUGGAGUUCUCGUGGACGCAGAGCUCAGUCUCAUUGUGCCUAUCGCCCAGGGAGAGUCGGACUUUGAAAACCUGGGCGAGGAAGAUGAUGAAGACGAUGAAGACGAUGAUGACGACGAUGAUGAUGACGCUAUUGACUUAGAGAUGUUAGAUGAAGAGAGCAACCAGAGCACAGAAAACUCAGAAGAUGAAGGCAGCAUGCCAAGAAAUGUCAAACUGAUGGGUGCUCUGUGUGACGGGGAUUCUUCGAUAUGCAGCACAGUGGACUACCAACCACCUGAGCCUGAACCAGAAGAGGUGGAGGAGGAGGAGCCAGAAGCAGUGGAGCCGGAGGCCUGCUUCACCGACGAAUGUGUGAGUCGCUGGCCAUUUCUGACUGUGGACAUCACCCAAGGUAGAGGCAAGAAGUGGUGGAACCUCCGCAAGGCUUGCUUCACUAUUGUGGAGCACGACUGGUUCGAGACCUUCAUCAUCUUCAUGAUCCUGCUCAGCAGCGGGGCUCUGGCCUUCGAAGACAUAUACAUAGAAAGACGCCGAACCAUCAAAAUUAUUCUGGAGUAUGCUGACAAAGUUUUCACCUACGUCUUUGUCAUCGAGAUGCUCCUUAAAUGGGUCGCGUACGGCUUCAAGACCUACUUCACCAACGCCUGGUGCUGGCUGGACUUCUUCAUUGUAUUUAUUUCCCUGAUUAGUUUAGUUGCCAACUGGAUGGGCUACUCUGACCUCGGACCAAUCAAAUCCCUCAGAACCCUCAGGGCGCUGAGGCCUCUCCGAGCAUUGUCCAGAUUUGAAGGGAUGAGGGUGGUGGUGAACGCUCUCGUCGGGGCGAUUCCCUCCAUCUUCAACGUGCUCCUGGUGUGUCUGAUCUUCUGGCUCAUCUUCAGCAUCAUGGGAGUGAACCUGUUUGCUGGCAAGUUCUACCACUGCAUCAACACCACCACGGAGAAGCUUUUCCCCAUCAGCGAGGUCAACAACAUGAGCGACUGCAUGGCCGUCGAGGAGGCCACGCAGGAGGCGCGCUGGGUCAACGUCAAAGUCAACUACGACAACGUGGGGCAAGGCUACCUGUCGCUGCUUCAAGUGGCAACGUUCAAAGGUUGGAUGGACAUCAUGUACGCUGCUGUGGACUCAAGAGAGGUGGAAGAGCAACCGUCUUAUGAGAUCAACCUCUACAUGUACAUCUACUUUGUCAUCUUCAUCAUCUUCGGCGCCUUCUUCACUCUCAAUCUCUUCAUCGGCGUCAUUAUUGACAAUUUCAACCAACAAAAGAAAAAGUUUGGAGAUAAAGACAUAUUUCUGACUGAGGAACAGAAGAAAUACUACGAAGCCAUGAAGAAACUCGGGUCAAAGAAGCCACAGAAGCCAAUUCCACGUCCGACAAACCCAGUCCAGGGCGUGGUGUUUGACCUCAUCACUCAGCAGUUCUUUGACAUCUUCAUCAUGGUGCUCAUCUGCCUCAACAUGGUGAGCAUGAUGGUGGAGACGGACAACCAGAGCCCAGAGAUGGAGGAUUUCCUCUUUAAAGUGAACGUGGCGUUCAUCAUCGUCUUCACCGGGGAGUGUGUGUUGAAGCUCUUCGCCCUGCGACAGUACUUCUUCACCAACGGGUGGAACGUCUUUGACUUUGUUGUGGUCAUCUUGUCGAUAGCUGGCACGAUGCUCUCUGACCUCAUUGAGAAGUACUUUGUGUCGCCCACUCUGUUCAGAGUGAUCAGACUCGCCAGAAUAGGGAGGAUUCUGCGUCUUAUUAAAGGCGCCAAGGGCAUCCGGACGCUUCUCUUCGCUCUGAUGAUGUCCCUUCCUGCCCUCUUCAAUAUUGGUCUCCUGCUCUUCCUCAUCAUGUUCAUCUUCUCCAUAUUUGGCAUGUCAAACUUUGCCUAUGUCAAGAAGGGGGCUGGGAUCGAUGACAUUUUUAACUUUGAGACGUUUGGCGGCAGCAUCAUCUGCCUGUUUGAGAUCACCACGUCGGCGGGCUGGGACGGGCUUCUGCUCCCGAUGCUCAACAGCAACUUUCCGGACUGUGAUCCAAACUUUGAGAACCCGGGAACCGACGUUCUGGGGAACUGUGGCAACCCGGGCAUGGCCAUGAUCUUCUUCUGCAGCUACAUAGUCGUCACAUUCUUGGUGGUGGUCAACAUGUACAUCGCCAUCAUCUUGGAGAACUUCAACGUGGCGCAGGAGGAGAGCGGUGACGCGCUCUGCGAGGAGGACUUCGAUAUGUUCAACGAGACGUGGGAGAAGUUCGACUUGGACGGGACUCAGUUCAUCGAGUACAGCAGGCUCUUCGAUUUCUGUGACGCCUUGCAGGAGCCGCUGAGGGUGGCCAAGCCCAACCGGCUCCGCCUGAUCGAGAUGGACAUGCCGCUGGUCAUCGGGGACAGGAUCCACUGCCUGGAUGUCUUGCUGGCCGUCACAAAGAUUGUCCUGGGAGACACGGUGGAGAUGGCGGCAAUGAAGGAGAGCAUAGAGGCGAAAUUCAUCCUGAACAACCCCACAUCGGACUCCUUUGCACCGAUUACCACAACGAUGCGCCACAAGGAGGAGCACAUGGCUGCUGUGGUCAUUCAGAGGGCUUACCGCACCCACCUGCUGAAACGCUGCAUACGCCACGCCGCUUUCAUGCACCGCUCCAAGAGGUCGGGCAAAAGGGAUGGAGGUGAUGAUCCGCCAGAAAGGGAGGGGCUGCUCGCACGGAAGCUGGGAGUGCUCUAUGGGAGCAAAGCAGACCUGGCGGGGGAGAUGGAGCAGGCUGCUCUGGAAACUCUGGCAAACCAAGAGCCUCUCAAUCCUGAGACAAUGUCCCAGCACACAGGGGCCCAGUGUGGCCCCGAACCCCCCGACUCACACGUCAUGGUCGUGCUUGUAGAAAUUACUAAUGAGGUUUUACUACAUUCUGCCCCCGACCGACAGCUCCUCCCUGUAGACGCCAACCUGAGAGAGUCCAUCGUAUAA
This is a messenger RNA of Pleuronectes platessa (European plaice), 5685 nucleotides long. RefSeq names its product sodium channel, voltage-gated, type IV, alpha, a (gene scn4aa). The transcript is spliced from 26 exons. Gene Ontology annotation, cellular component: voltage-gated sodium channel complex; plasma membrane; axon. Gene Ontology annotation, biological process: neuronal action potential; sodium ion transmembrane transport; membrane depolarization during action potential. The coding region runs from base 1 to 5685 and encodes 1894 amino acids. Gene Ontology annotation, molecular function: protein binding; voltage-gated sodium channel activity. Lineage: Eukaryota; Metazoa; Chordata; Actinopteri; Pleuronectiformes; Pleuronectidae. The record is from RefSeq and is a predicted model, not a curated record.